Baudoinia panamericana UAMH 10762 is the source of this 3033-nucleotide messenger RNA. RefSeq lists its product as uncharacterized. Gene Ontology annotation, molecular function: protein serine/threonine kinase activity; ATP binding. Gene Ontology annotation, biological process: autophagosome organization; protein autophosphorylation; peptidyl-serine phosphorylation. Lineage: Eukaryota; Fungi; Ascomycota; Dothideomycetes; Mycosphaerellales; Teratosphaeriaceae. Gene Ontology annotation, cellular component: cytoplasm; autophagosome. Bases 1 to 3033 code for a protein of 1010 amino acids. The transcript is spliced from 2 exons. The record is from RefSeq and is a predicted model, not a curated record.
AUGGCUGCGGCAAGGCUGCCUGCGCCGGGCUCGUCAAGACACUCGGCACAGUCGACUGCAGAUGCAGAGCCAGAUGAAAUCAUUGGUGACUUCAGGAGAGGGAAAGAAAUUGGCAAAGGUAGCUUCGCAACGGUGUAUCUUGCCCAGCAUAGAAAGAAGAAAUCAUACGCUGCCGUUAAAGCCGUCAUGAUGUCGAAGCUUACGAAGAAGCUGAAGGAGAAUCUCGAUUCCGAGAUCAAGAUCCUGAAGAGUCUGCAGCAUCCGCACAUUGUUGCAAUGUUCUCCUACUUGGAAACGCCGUCCUACAUCUACCUGACCAUGGAGUAUUGCCAACUGUCCGAUCUAUCGCAAUUUAUGAAGAAGCGGCAUACACUGGCAACCCUCCCAGAAACUGCCGACAUUUUCAAGCGCUACCCAAACCCGCCGGCUGGAGGUCUCAACGAGGUUCUCUCACGGCACUUCUUGAAGCAGAUCGCAAGCGCGCUCUUGUACCUUCGGGAUAGGAACCUUAUCCAUCGUGACAUCAAGCCCCAGAACCUCCUACUCAACCCCGCGCCUUCUUACAUGGCCAAGCAGAGACCAGAGGACGUGCCACUAGCCGCCAGUGAACAUUCGCUGGUACCUGCUGUUGGGGUCGAGACCCUGCCUAUGCUCAAGAUCGCUGACUUCGGCUUCGCACGACAUCUGCCUUCCACGUCCAUGGCCGAGACACUCUGCGGCUCGCCACUCUACAUGGCGCCGGAGAUUUUGCGUUACGAGAAAUAUGACGCGCGUGCAGAUCUGUGGUCUACCGGUACCGUACUACACGAAAUGGUCGUCGGCAAGCCACCGUUCAGGGCGCAAAACCAUGUGGACUUGCUUAGGAAGAUUGAGAAGGCUGAGGAUCAAAUCAUAUUCGACAACAAGACUAUGACUAUCAGUAGGGCGAUGAAGGAUGUGAUUCGCAAAUUGCUCAAGAAAAGUCCGCUCGACCGUGUCUCGUACGAAGACUUCUUCGCGGACCCGGUAGUCACUGGCGAGAUACCCGGCCUUGUACCUGAAGAUCAACCGCAGUCUGCCAGGAGACCUUCACCAGAUGAGCUUAGUCGCCGCAUGGCCAAGCAAGCAAUAGACGCCGCACCAACAACUCAACCGAGCCCUGAGCCGCACAUGCAACCAAACAAGUCCCGGGAGGAAAUGCAACCCACAAUCUCCCCUAAAGCCUCGGACCAGGACAUGGUGCCUGUUCAAGGUGAGGCCAUGGAGCGCCGACGAUCUUCGCCUGGACGACCCGAAGGCGUACCUGUCCAAAGACAGCCAAGCCAGCGACAAAGACGACCUAGCAUAAUCGCCCAUGCCACUGCGCCAGCCCGAGAAGCAUUAUAUGCGGGUCAGAUUACUAACAUACCGGCACCAAAAGUCGAGCGGCGCCCAAGCCGAUCGUCACCUUUAUCUGGGCCGCCCAUGGUCCGCGAGCCCUCCGUCCCGCACGAAGCUUCUCCCAAAGACAAAGCCACUGUUCGAGAAGCUAGAGAGAAGACAGCGCAAGACGUCGCAUUCGAGAAGGAGUACGUCGUGAUCGAGAAGCGUGCUGUCGAAGUCAAUGCAUUCGCCGACGAGCUACAGGCAAACGCUCAAGGUCACGGACUGCCCUAUCAUCAUGGUAUGAUGACAAGGCGUGCUACCACACAAGGCCAACCCACUUCAACUACUGGCGCCCAACCGUCAAGCCCUUCGCGCGCGAUGCAAACGAUCACUGGCAGAGCCCCUGCGAUGCAUCAGAGAGCAGGGUCGUUCGAACGACGAUAUUAUGCGAGCCCACCAUCCACACAGACCAUGCUCGGCAAAGCGCUGAAAGCAGCAAACGAACGUUUGGGUGGCAUGGGCCUGCCACAACCGUUUACCACAGGCCUGUCACCUCCACGCUACAGUGCAUUCCCCGCAUACCCUACACCACAAAGCGCCCUGCUCGUUGGCGAUGCAAUUGACUCGAAAUCGCCGACGGAUGAGGACACUAAGAUUGUUCGCAUACUAGAGGAGGCUGCUCAGAGGAGCGACGUCAUAUACGGCUUUGCCGAAGUCAAGUACAAGCAACUGGUGCCAGCAACGCCAUUGGCAGCUGAUACACUUGGUAUACAGCAGAUUGGGGCUGCCAGGCGGGCGGCAGAUGCGUCCAGCGAUGACGAGGAUAAAGAUAUGACGACUGCGGCGAUCGUGGGUGUGGCAGAAGAAGCACUAGUCCUAUACGUGAAGACACUGGCCAUUCUAGCGAAGACGAUCGACCUCGCGGGAUAUUGGUGGACGAAGCAGAUCCGAAGCGAGGCUCCUACAUCAGAUCCUUCUCCGCGGCCGAGCAACGCCAACGUCGCUGAGGCCACCAAGCGCAUGAAUAACGUGGUGCAGUGGACUCGCAACCGCUUCAACGAGUGCUUAGAAAAGUCCGAGGUGGUUGGCCGCAGGCUCACCUCAGCUCAGAAGCAGCUUCCUGCAGAGCACCCAGGGCAUCCCAGCAAUCAUGCCUCAAGUUCGGCGACCUCAGGAGGCGCAGUGGUGGCCUCUGCAGAGACGAUACAGAUCACAAGUGGCAUCACCGCGGAGCGACUCAUGUUUGAGCGAGCUGUGGAGAUGAGUAGGGCUGCCGCCGUCAGCGAGCUGGUCAACGAGGACAUCAAGGACUGCGAAAUCGGAUAUGCUACUGCGAUCUACUUGCUCGAAGCUGUGUUGGAAGAAGACGAUGAGCCUCUGAUGCGCAAACCGAGCGCCAAAAGAGACAGGCCUGCCGACGAACCCGUGCCGGGUCUUGGAAAGGAGGACAGGCAGACGGUUGUCAAGCGUAAGUGCCUGAAUCGCUUCGACAGCGGUCCAGAAUGUGUACUGACCAUGCGGAUAGUCAUCGAUGCUGCGCGCGCUCGUCUAGGCGCCUUGCGCAAAAAGAUGCAUGCCGCACUCCAGGCGACAAAGCGGUCAUCGACAAGUGGUAAUAUGACACCGAAGGUUACUAGCAACCUUUCGCCUACCACAACACCAGUUGUGACGGACACACCACCACGAUAG